AUGUCUUUACUUGGUCCAAUCUCUCCUUUCAUUGGCAAUCUUUCUUUUCUUAGAGUACUCGAUCUCAGGAAUAACAGCUUCCAAGGCCAGAUUCCCCCUCAGCUGGGGAGGCUUUAUCGCCUUAAACUACUUGGUUUGGGUAGAAAUGAAUUGGAAGGUUCCAUUCCAUCCACUUUAGGAGAUUGUAGUUCUUUGCAAAAUCUUUCUCUAGCUUAUAACAAUCUGAUGGGUAGCAUCCCCUCCCAGCUUGGCCUUCUUCUGAAUUUAAAGACCCUUUUAUUAGGGAAGAAUCAAUUGUCAGGUGCAAUCCCGUCUUUUUUAGGAAACAUGUCCUCUUUAAUUGACUUGGAGUUGGGAAAGAACAAAUUUCAUGGUGGUAUUCCUGUUGAAUUGGGUAGGCUUUCCCAACUUAGUGUGCUUUAUCUUCAAGAUAACAACUUGACGGGCACAAUCCCAUCUUUCUUAGGAAACAUGUCCUCUUUAAUUGACUUAGACUUGUUUCAGAACAAACUCCAUGGCAAUAUCCCUAUUGAACUAGGUAUGCUUACUCAGCUCAAAAUAAUUAAUCUUGGGUUCAACAACUUGAUAGGAGAAAUUCCCAUUGCCCUUUUCAACUGCACUCUUCUCCAAAAUUUGACAUUGUCUAACAACCAAUUAACUGGCCACAUUUCUUCAGAGUUUGCCAAACUAUCAAAGUUGCAACAGCUACUAUUGUGGGGAAACCAACUCAGUGGAAAAAUUCCAAUCUCCCUCUCUAAUUGCACUCAACUUCAAAAACUAGAAUUAGCCAUGAACCAAUUCAGUGGCAAUGUGCCCCUAGAGUUUGGUAAUUUGCACCAACUUCGAGAGCUUCAUUUAGCCAGUAAUCAUCUUGUGAGUGGAAGAAAGGAUUUGUCUAUUCUAAUGGCCUUAACUAAUUGCUCAUCUUUGGAUACUCUAGAUUUGUCUCUAAAUAAUCUUGCUGGUGUUUUGCCCUCUUCUCUUGGCCAAUUAUCAAGCCAACUUUCUCUUUUAAAAUUAUUCUCAAACAACAUCGAGGGAAACAUACCAAGCAGCAUUAGCAACCUAACAAUGUUGGCAUACUUAGACUUAUCUUACAAUCUUUUCAAUGGAACUAUUCCAUCUUCACUUGGUCAAUUUUCACAUCUUGAAAGAUUGUAUCUUCAAGGAAACAAUUUACAUGGAAGUAUUCCAAAAUUGUUAGGUCAAGCAAAAAGUCUUGGGAAGUUAGAAUUGAGUGAAAACAUGCUUUCAGGUUUAAUUCCAAAUAGUCUGGGUGAUCUCCCACAAUUAAGACAUCUUUGUCUGCAUCACAAUCAAUUAUCAGGGAGAAUACCUAGUAGUUUAGGGAGAUGCCAAACUUUGGAGUUGAUAGACUUGUCUCACAACAAACUAAGAGGAAAUAUUCCCCCAGAGUUCUUGAGUCUUAAAAAUCUCCAACUUUAUUUCAACAUUUCUAGCAAUUUAUUACAAGGUUCUCUUUUGGAGAUGAGCAAGAUGGCAAUGGUCCAAGCAAUAGAUGUAUUUGUCAACAACUUAUCAGGCGAAAUUCCAAUUGCACUAUCAAGUUGCACAAAUUUACAAUAUUUGAAUCUUUCAUGUAAUUCAUUCAAUGGUACAAUUCCAACAGCAUUAGCAAAUCUCAAAAACCUUGUGGACAUUCAUCUCUCUAGCAAUAAUUUGUCAGGUGUAAUUCCAAUGGCUUUCCAAGAGAUGAAAACACUUCAACAUAUCAAUCUUUCUUCAAAUAGGUUAAUAGGAGAGGUUCCAAAGGGAGGAGCUUUUGCAACACUUAAUCAGUCAGCAAUUGUGGGAAAUCUUGGCCUUUGUGGCACAUGGAUAAAAUUGUCACCAUGCUCCAAAGAUAAAUUUUCAUCUAUCACUAAGAAGGGGAUAAUUCCUAUUGUGGUUGGAAUUACAAUUUUCAUCAUGUCUUUGUUAUUGUUUGCAAUUUCCUAUAGAUGGAGAAAUAGAAAGAUACCCACUCUAAAUGUGUGGCCCCCACAAAUCUCAUUUGAAGAGCUUGUAGGUGCAACUAAUGGAUUCAAUGAAGACAAUCUUAUAGGAAUUGGUACUUUUGGAUCCAUUUACAAAGGGAUCCUAAACAAUGGUACAAAUAUUGCUAUUAAAGUUCUCAAUUUGAAAGAUGAAAAUACUCUCCAAACUUUUAAUAGAGAAUGUAAUGUGCUAAAAAGAGUUAGGCAUCGCAAUGUGACCAAAAUCAUUUCAGUUUGUUCCAACCUUGAUUUUAAAGCAUUGAUUCUUCCAUUCAUGUCAAAUGGAAGUUUGAGGAGAUGGUUAUAUCCUGAAGGAGGAAAUGAAUGCCAAUUAAUUUUGGCUGACCGAUUAAGAAUAGCAAAAGAGAUAGCACAAGGAAUGGAAUAUCUACAUCAUCAUUGCUUUGUUCAAGUCAUUCAUUGUGACUUAAAGCCUGAUAAUGUAUUGCUCGGAGAUGAUAUGACUCCAUAUAUAUUAGACUUUGGCAUUACUAAACUCCUAGUUGGCGCUUCAAUGAACUCCUUGACUUCUACAAAUACACUAAUGGGAUCUACUGGCUAUAUUGCACCAGAGUAUGGAGUGGGUGGAAAGAUUUCAACAAAAGGAGAUGUAUACAGCUAUGGAAUUCUACUUUUAGAGUUUUUAACCAGAAAGAGACCUACAGAUGGCUUAUUUAUAGAAGGAACAAAUCUACCAAAAUGGGUAGAUAUGAACUUUCCAAAUAAUAUCAUAGAAGUUGUGGACACCAACCUACUUAGAGAUGUUAAAGAAUCAGAAUCAUCAAUGAUAUUGUCAUGCCUUACUCAAUUUAUGCAAGUAGGGUUGGCUUGCACAAGGGAGCUACCACAACAACGACCAAAUAUGAUGGAGAUAGUCAAAAGAUUAGAAAAGAUAAGACUGGCAUUUAUUGGUGCACAAUCAUUGCAAUUGCCCAUAGAUAUUUUGCCUUUACUUGAGAGUACAAGUGAUCUAAAAAAUACUAGUUCUGAGAGGGAUGAAAAUUGGUCUACAUCUACAUUUUAG
This is a messenger RNA of Cryptomeria japonica (Japanese cedar), 3021 nucleotides long. Its product is annotated as LRR receptor-like serine/threonine-protein kinase GSO2. Gene Ontology annotation, molecular function: protein binding; protein kinase activity; ATP binding. Bases 1 to 3021 code for a protein of 1006 amino acids. The record is from RefSeq and is a predicted model, not a curated record. Lineage: Eukaryota; Viridiplantae; Streptophyta; Pinopsida; Cupressales; Cupressaceae. The transcript has 2 exons. Gene Ontology annotation, biological process: protein phosphorylation.